AGUGCUCAUAGAUACUUUCACAGUUUUUGGUGCCGAAACCUGGGAGGAAGCAAAGCAGAAAGUGCAGAGGUUGGAAAGUUGAAAUAUUGCCGAAAGGUCUUGGUUAUUAAAAGUCAGCAGGUGAAGGAAGAACCCAAAGGUUGGAUCAGUUUUUCUCCAUGGAGUCUCAUCCACAAGACAAGGAAGGUGGAAAGUAAAGGCUGUGCAGCUAAUUCCCAAGAAGGGAUUUCCACACUAACGAAAUAGGGUAAUUUCAAGAAGAAAUAUCGAACCAUGAAAAUCCUGAUAUUAAUCGUGAUCCUGACAAGUUUUUACUCCUCAAUAGAAGGAAAGAUGGACUUCAAAUCACUGCAAAUGUACGCAGCAACUUUGAAUGCUAAACAAUGCUGGAUAUGUGCUGAGAUACCACAAGAUGCAAGCAGUAGUAAUUCCAUAUGAACUAUUCCAUCUACCCUUCUGGAAAUGUUGCAUCUCACAAACCAAGACUGUGUUCCAAGGAAUGACUCUAUCCCAAAGACUUGCCCUUUCUUGAGGCUUGUCCAUACAACUGUGACUGCUAAUGUUAGUUUAUGAGGAAAAGGAGCAAGUAAUCACCCAUUUAUUGGGAAAAGUUCUUGUAGUAUUAUUUAUGCUACCUGAAAUGCCAGUGAAUAAUGUUUUGAGCAUUUUAGUAAUGAAACUUGCUGGACAUUUAAAAUGCUAGAACUAAACAUUGGGCUACAACAUGGAUGGUUCCAAUUUGAGCAGGCAUAUAGUACAUAUGGGGUAAUAAAGCCUACAAAUGGCUUCCUGAGAACUGGACUGGAUUGUGCUAUUUGGGACAUGUAAUUCCAUCCAUUAGACAUACUACAUUACCUGAUUUUAAUAUUAGAAAUGUUAGAUUAAAAAGACAUAUUAACAUAGAAGAAGAUGGAUGUAGGAGAUGAUGUCCUUGCAGGAGCAGCAAUUUUUCCAUUCUGUGGAACAGGGAAAGCUAUUUGGGAAAUUAGAAUACUGGCAGGAUUAUUGGAGGAAUUAAGUAAUGCUACAUUUGAAGCAAUAGAAGAAGUUACUUUAGAAAUGACUGCCAUGAGAACUAUGGUCUUACAAAACCACAUGGCAUUAGAUUUUGUUCUUGCUAGUAAAGGAGGCACUUGUGCAUUAAUAGGAGAGGAACGUUGUACUUAUAUUCCUGAUAAUCAACCUGAAAUCAGGAGUCACCUCAAGCUAACUGAGGAAGUUGCUCAAAAAGCACAAAUAGAAAAAGAAACAUGGUUCUCUCGGCUGAGUGGUUCUAUCAGUAGCUGGGGAGGAAAAUUAAUGCAGCUUAUACUGGUCAUAGCUGGCAUUUUAGGAUGUACAAGCCUAGUAAUUUUUGUUAAGUGUGGAACUGAAUGUGUAAGACGGCAAACAGUACAGGUUUUGGCAGUGGACCAAAUGCAUCAGGUCCAAGACGUUGUACGACUUAUGAAGUACUCUGUACCAAUGAAGCUUGAUAAUAUUCACUGAACAAACAUGAACUACUAUAGCAUUGGGAUCUCAAGCAAUGUUGAGACACCAGCUUACAGAAAUCUUCCCUGAGCAGCAUCUGUGAAUAAUCUUUUAUGUGAAUUCCAGUGACAUAAAAUAAUGCAAAGCUGCAUGGAAAUACAAUGCCUGGCUAAAAGAGGAUUAGCUUAGAUAAGAUAGUGCUUAUGAAUAAUUCCUGUCUUUAUCAAGGCAUAAUUAUUAAUAUAAGCAAAUAUUUCUGUUGAAAAUAAUUCCUCUAAUAAUCAAAUGUCAGACAACAGAUGCAAACCAGUUAUAAGACUCCGCAGGGGUUUUUUAGAAUUGUUAGCUCAGCUACUUGUUAGGAAAAAAAUAGACUGGAAAGGUCACAGCAACCUGGAACAAGUGUCACUGAUGUAACAGCAGGGAAUGGCUCUUCUAUUACAAGUUGUAUAAAAUAUGUAUUAAUCAGUACUUUUCUAUUUCUAUCAAAACACUACUAAACUAUGUGUGUAAAGAAUGCAAAUAAUGUAAAAUACAUGAUUUGUAAAAUGUACAUAUAUGCCAUAAACAAAGAAUCAAAAAUGUAUAUUAUUCUAUUUCAUACCUUUUCUGUAGAAUAAAUGACAGGAGCAGAUGUGCCUUGCACAUACAUUCUGCAGAUUUUUAUAUAAAGUUUUUAUUAAGCUUUUGUAUUACUUUGUAAGUUGCAAAUUUUCAUUAAUUCUGAAUUAUUCAACAGUCGCAAUACUGUAAACUGCAGCUGUAACAAUAAUAGUCUUUCUCAUUAGAAAUGUUAUGACAAUUAAGCGAUAAGAACAUAUGAUGACAAAGCAUGCUGAAGCAAGAAAUGUUCAACUCUGUACUUGUUACAAAAAAGGAAAACCUGUUGUAUAGCAAUUCUACAAAAAAUAGUCUGCUGUAACAGCAUUUUUGAAAAUGGUUACAUAACUAAACUAGGACACAAUGUAUGUCUAAAGAGGCAGGACGGCAUCUGUCAGUAAUGCAUAAAAGGUACUAUACUCACUAGUAAACUUUGUCACUCAGCUACACGAUGAAAUAAACUGUAUUGACCCAACUGGA
Molecule: messenger RNA, 2550 nt
Organism: Protopterus annectens (West African lungfish)
Lineage: Eukaryota; Metazoa; Chordata; Ceratodontiformes; Protopteridae
Product: endogenous retrovirus group PABLB member 1 Env polyprotein-like
Exons: 2
Coding region: 910-1488 (192 amino acids)
Source: RefSeq, a predicted model, not a curated record